UUUUGGUUAUAUGUGAAAAAAAUACUUUUGUCUGAUAAAAAAUAUGUAAAACAUGAUCUGGUUUAUUUAUGGAAAUAACUAAUUAGUCUAAACAAUAGAAUAUUUAAAAAUGUUUUUGUUCUAUGGAGGUCAGAGAUAAUUCAUUGGUCUUUAUCAUCCUGAAAAUGAAUUAUAUUCUCAGUGAUGCAGUAAAUAAUUAAAUCUAUAGUUCCAGAGGAAUUUAAUUCUUAAAAUUAAAAAAUCUUCACAAGAGUAAAAGUUUAACGUGUUUAUCGUGUUCACUUUAUUAUUGACAAUAUGUAUUGCACAUUAAGAAGAUGCGUCUGUAGGACUGAUGCUGUAAGGGCUUUAAGUACUGGAGAAAUAACUACAGCACUCAGACCUUUUUACUUCACAGUUCAUCCAGACCUUUUUGGGCAAUACCCAACACAAAGAACAGUAAAUGAGAACUCAUUAAAACAAUUAAGCUCUGUGCUCGAGUCUUUACAGCAACAAAGGCCUGUGAGACCAACGACGUUACCCUUCUACCUCAGACCUAAAGACAAAGAAGAUGUUAAAGCUGGAAAAUUUACACUUGUUAAAAUACAAUUGAAUGAAAAUGAUGUUCGAAAAGCUGUUAUCUCUAUUCUUAAGACUUGUAAUUUACCUACAACUUUUGUAGAUAGAAUAGAACCUACUCCGGAUAAAAAUUCAUCAAAAUAUUGGCAAGCCUCUGAAAAUUCUAGAAGUGGGUUUGAUUUUUCUGAGCUUGAAAAUGAUCCAGUUUAUCAAUCAAUAUUAAUGAAGAAAAAAAUGAAUGCAGAGCCGGAUACUUUCAAGACAUACUUGGAUAAACAUGUAAAUGAGGCUCAUGUUAAAUUAGAAGCAUGUAAACCUGUCAGAGAAGAAGUUGAAAAAUUAGAAAAAAUUUUAUGUGAAGAUUUAGGUCUAAAGAAUAUCAUUUGGGACUGUGGAUGGAAUGUGGCACACUACAGAGGAUGUUUAUUAGCAUUCCAAGCCUUAGCUCGUCAUCAUCCAGAUCAAAUGAAAGUGUUGAAGAAUCGUACUUUGGUUUUCGCAAAUGAUACGGGUAUAAGUCUAGAAGGAAGUGUCAUUUUAAAUUCUGGUGAAGUUCGACACAAUUGGUUAGACUUAAUCAAAAAUAUACGGAAGCAUGAUAUGGUUCUUCUGCGACUUCCAGCAUUCGAAAAAGCAGUGUCCCGAGUACUUCUUGACAUAAAAAUUGGUCGACGAGUGCUCUGUAUGUGCAGGAAGUUCAUGCCGAAAGUAAUGGUCGGCCAGUAUGAGAAGCAGCUUCGUCAAUUGACCACAACUCUAUCAGAUUAUCGGGGGAAGUCCAAUUACCCGAAAGUAUGGCCGUCUAGUUUGUCCUCUUAUGAGAUUGUGAUUGAAGCAGAAGCUGGUCCGCUAAUGCUUUCUCCAACAGGUCAAUUUAUCGUUCCAUCGUCAUGUCCAGGUUUUCUUCUAGUCAACUUUAUCAGUGACAAUUUACAGGAGGCUACAAAAAGACUAAAUCACUAUAACACAAUAAAAUAUGUAGAACGUGAACUACAUGAUAGAACGAUGCAAGAGUUAGGACUGGCAGCAUUAAAUAAAGAUGAUAGUAUCACUCCGGACUUAAUGAUUCAAUGCUGUGAACGUUUACUGCAGAACAAAUCUACUUUGAUGCCAAUGGUGGAAGGAGUAAUGCUUUGGGUAACUCAUUAUUAUUCCGUCAUGAGUGAUGGUGUUAUUUGUAUACCAUGGGAUUGGAAGUUAUAAACAUUUCCGUACUAAUGACACUGAGUGACAAAUUUCCAUAAUUAUAUAUAUAUAUAUAUAUAUAUAUAUAAUAAUAUACCAGUUCGUAAAGGUAAAUUUAGUCAUAAAUUAAUUAAUUUAAUGAAUUGUUAAUAAAAUUCAUAGAUUUAUUUUUCGAAGACGCUUGACUAGAAUAUAUUAUGUAGU
Molecule: messenger RNA, 1947 nt
Organism: Chelonus insularis
Lineage: Eukaryota; Metazoa; Arthropoda; Insecta; Hymenoptera; Braconidae
Product: T-cell activation inhibitor, mitochondrial
Exons: 9
Coding region: 298-1761 (487 amino acids)
Cellular component (GO): mitochondrion
Source: RefSeq, a predicted model, not a curated record